AUGGACAUGCUUGGACCGGGUCAGAGUAACCUGAGCAAUCACCACAAAACCUUCGAAGUCCCAGUACCCGUUGAGCCCUCAUGGCUACCAUAUCUCGGACACCCUUUGAAUCUGGUCUGGAACGCAAACAGCUAUCUAAAUCGCCUACGAAGCAAGUAUUCUGGCGGAAUCUUUUCUCUCAACCUCCUGGGCACUCGACACCACAUCUUGCACACGCCCGGCUUGACACACACGUUCUUUGCGCAAGAUGAGAAAGCAAAUGUCAACGACGUUGCAGAGCACAUCGGCAUCGUCGUUUUCGGCUUUCCCAAGGAUGAAGGCAGGAAGUUUCAGGAAGCUGCGGGCGAACUGCAUGCUUUGGGGAAAUACCUUGUGAAUGAAGAGUUUUUGGGAGUCAUGGUAGAGCGGACAACGCGCAGGGCGCAAGAAAAUCUCGCCGACUUCGUUACUGGAUCCGAGGAUUUGGUAGAGCAGAAGCCAUGGGAGCGACGGUCUCGUGUCAGGAAAACGACGGAUAAGCAAGGUCACGAUGUUUUUGAGGCAAGUCUCUUCACACUCGUCCGCGACUUCAUUGCUAACAUGUCGUGUCCGUCGAUCAUGGGCUCAGACUUCCUCAACAACUUCCCCGACUUCUUUGACGACAUCUGGACUGUAGACAAGGAGUUCUUCAAGCUGAUCGCAAAUCUGCCUUGGUGGGUGCCCUUCCCUGGGAUGAAAGAGGGUCGAGCGGCUCGUGAUCGAAUCGUCGAACGCCUUCUUUUAUUCGAGAGGGCAAUGGAAAAGCGCAGGAAGGGAGCAGAUCCGGGUCCAGACUGGCCCUGUCUGCAAGAUGUCGGGCACUACGUACAAGAGCGUCAGAAUGUUUAUGAGAAGUAUGGAUGGUCUCUACGAGCGAGAGCGGCCUACGAACACUCUCUGAAUUGGGCAGCGAACGCGAAUUCCAAUGGCCUGACCUUCUGGAUGCUGAACCGCAUUUACAUGGACAAAGAUCUGCUGGCACAAUUGCGAGCGGAGAUACAGCCUUACAUUCGGCUGCGUGCAGGGUCAGGCUUGCGAGGAUCCGUCGAUGGACAGGGAUCGUCAGCCUCGUCUGGGUUUGAGAGCCUCGACUACAACGGAUUGAUCGAGCGAUGCGCCCUGCUUAAAAGCUGUUAUAUCGAAUGUCUGCGAGUGCACACUGCGAGCUGGUCUUUCAAGAUGGUCAAAGAAGACUUCAGCUUGCAAGCCAGGAAGGACAGUCAAGGCUGGCUUCUCCGCAAGGGAGACUACUGCCAUGCAGCACACGAGCUUCAUAACACAGAUCCGAAUUAUUUCGAGGACCCUCUAGAAUUCAAGCCGAAUCGCCACAUCAAGUACGAUCCUGAGAAGGGCUAUGAUGUUGCAGAUUUGGGCACAAUCAGACCGUAUGGCGGCGGCUCAAGUAUGUGCAAAGGACGACAUUUUGCUGUGAAGGAGGUGAUGAUCUUCACAGCUGCGAUCAUCUCAAUGUGGGACAUGGAAGCAGCAGGAGGUGGAGAAUGGAAGAUGCCUGCCUCCAGAAAGACGACUGCUACACAUGGUACUGACGACGAUUGCAGAGUCUGGAUCUCGAGGAGGGAGUCAAAAGAAAAGCCGUAGAAGAUGCACGAGGCCAUUACACACAAGAUACUGCAUACUAUAGAGUUAAUUGCCACUGGACACCUAC
Molecule: messenger RNA, 1684 nt
Organism: Pseudocercospora fijiensis CIRAD86
Lineage: Eukaryota; Fungi; Ascomycota; Dothideomycetes; Mycosphaerellales; Mycosphaerellaceae
Exons: 3
Coding region: 1-1617 (538 amino acids)
Molecular function (GO): monooxygenase activity; heme binding; oxidoreductase activity, acting on paired donors, with incorporation or reduction of molecular oxygen
Source: RefSeq, a predicted model, not a curated record